Messenger RNA from Moneuplotes crassus, 1617 nucleotides. Lineage: Eukaryota; Ciliophora; Spirotrichea; Euplotida; Euplotidae. The record is from the annotation of a GenBank genome assembly.
UAAAAAUUUGAAUUGAAUAAUUAAAUAUGGAUAUAAAGCUUUUAGCUUUAAUAAGCUUGAACUACUGAAGCACAUACCUCGCGUACUCUUUCUUCCCACCCUAUCUGCCCAAGAUUGCGCAUGAUGAAGUUGGACUGGGGGAAUCAACAAUCGGAAUGAUCAUGAGCUUCUGGUAUGUAGGAUACUCAGCCUGAGCAGUGUUGAUGUCACACAUUCUCCGGUACACAGGAAGGAAGAAUGCAGUUAUACUUGGCCUCAUCCUUCUUUCCUUUGAUUUCAUCCUAGCAUCUCUUUGAACUAAGAUGAAAACUGAGACUACAUUUGUCAUUAGUUUCUGUUUUGUUAGGUUUUUGAACGGAGUUUCCCAAGCCUUCGUUCAAGUUACUACUUAUUGAAUAAUCGCUACUUGCUUUCGAGAGAAUAUUGCAAAGGUCGUAGGAAUUAUUGAAUUCUCAUGGGGGACAGGUAUAGCAAUCGGGCCUCUUCUCAACGAAUUUCUUUAUAAUUCAGGUGGAUUCCACCUUCCUUGCUAUGUACAUGCAGGUCUCAUGCUAGUCCUAUCUGGAGUAACUUGGUUAUUUAUGACAGAAAACAUUGAAGGUCACUCAGAAGAUGAUGACGAAACUAAGGAUUUUCAUCAAACUGAUAGCUCAAUCAGUAUGCAAUCUAUUGACCAAGACAAUAGGGAUAAGAUUUCAUUUAUGGAGCUAUUCACUUACAAAUUGUUCAUAUUCGGCUUGCUCUGCUCCUUCUUUAAUUUGAUUCUUUAUACUCUCCUUGAGCCAUUGUUGACCAACAGGCUACUAGAGAUGGGAGUGAAAGAGAAAAAUCUGGGUGAAUACUUCUGAAUCCAACCCUUUGUUUACUCUGGGAUAAGCAUUCUAGUGGACACCCUCAUACUAAAGCAUAUGUCUAAAAGGCUAUGACUAAUCCUUGGCUUUAUCGUAUUUGCGAUAGGGUUCUUAUUCACAGGUCCUUCAGCAAUAAUUAUGAUAGAGCCAAGCCUUCACGUAGUCUGACUGGGAUUAGUCCUUCUUGGAAUAGGCUGCUCACUCUCAUUCGUACCAAUCUUUCCUGAACUUAUCGAAUCUGUCAUCAGCGAUUACACUGACAGGGUUGAAGACUUGAACAAUACCGUUGCCAGUAUAAUGAACGCGUCUUAUGGUUCAGCUGCACUUGGGCAGUUAUAAUUGGAGGAUUCCUCACACAGCAUCUUAAUUUCGUGCGUACUUGAGAAAUAUUUGGCCUGGUUUCAUUUGCCUUUGCCAUAAUUUAUCUUGUGUUCGGCCACUUACCAACACUUAAAGCAAGAGUUGUGAAGAUGGAAGAAGUUAAAGACGAAGAAAAGACAAGAGAAAGUAAUGAUAUACAGAUUAAAAUGGAUACUGAAACCAAUAGAUCAGAAGAUGUUGGCGGUCAUGAAAUACUUUAUGACUAAGCCAAUUAGUUGGCUGAUCACUAAGACACGCCAUAAAUAGUAAGGUAAUCAGCAGUCAUAGCAGCUGUAUAAGAUUAGGAUAAUGAAAAAGGAAAUAACAGAUAUUUCCAACUUUCUACGACCAUUUUGGAUACCUUCAAAGAUUUUUGGUAUUUUUAGUUGAAUCAAUUCAAUAAUCC